AUGGCUUCUGGUGAUUUUACUCUCAUACGUGAUCUUGAUGUCUUAAAGGACAGCUUCACUAUGAAGCUUCGUAUUAUCAGAUUAUGGACACUAGAAGAUUAUUAUAAAAAAGACGAAAUUUUCGCCAUUCAACUUAUUCUAAUGGACGAACAGGGUAAGAAGAUCCAAGGUUAUGUCCCCAAUGCUUACAUUUACAAGUUUCGAAAAGUUCUAAAAGAAGGGGAAGUUUUUUUCAUAAAAAAUCCAAAUUUGGCAAAGAUGGAUGAAGGAAAAUUUCAAUUAACUGAUCAAAUGCAAAAGCUCACCUUCACUCGUGAGACUACUGUUGCUCCGUGUCUCGAUUUUUCUGGAUCAAUUAAUGGGUUUUCUUUUAUUGAGUAUCAUCCCAUUAUCGUCGGCACUGUUCCACUAAAUAUUUCAUUGGAUGUUAUCGGUUUGGUGGUCGCCAUUGGUGAAAUUGAUGCUCGAAAUGAAGAUAGAAAGAGGCAUAAGAUGAGAAUACAAAUCCAAGACGUCAAAGUUUGUUUUUAUUACCUAUAA
Messenger RNA from Lactuca saligna, 540 nucleotides. Lineage: Eukaryota; Viridiplantae; Streptophyta; Magnoliopsida; Asterales; Asteraceae. The record is from the annotation of a GenBank genome assembly.